Molecule: messenger RNA, 1967 nt
Organism: Carica papaya (papaya)
Lineage: Eukaryota; Viridiplantae; Streptophyta; Magnoliopsida; Brassicales; Caricaceae
Product: Tetratricopeptide repeat (TPR)-like superfamily protein
Cellular component (GO): mitochondrion
Molecular function (GO): protein binding
Source: RefSeq, a predicted model, not a curated record
UCUUAAGCUCUGUACAGUGACAGUCGGGAACCUCCCCAAACCCCAACAGUUCAACACAGCUUCCUUCCUCCCCUUCCGACGGCUCGUCCAACUAUAAUCGUCUCGAUGAAGAAGCUACUUCUUCGAUGGACUCCAUGGCAGAUUAACAACACUAACAGUGGGAUUUGCCGCGUCUCCACUUUCAUUUCUUCGUUCUACUCCACCGGAACGCUAGCCGCCUCUUCACCUGCUCUAAGCAGCUCUCUCUACCGUAGGAUUUCUAGCGUCGAAUAUCCGACGGCCUCGAUCUCUCCGGUGCUUGAUCAGUGGCUGGAACAAGGAAAAGAUGUCGAACAGUCGGAGCUCCGAAGUUUUAUCAAGAUUCUCCGGAAAUUUAAUCGUCCCAAACACGCCCUUGAGAUAUCAGAAUGGAUGGAAAAUCAAGCGAGUCAUUCCCUGUCACAUGGUGAUGCUGCUGUAAAGCUCGAUUUGAUCUCAAAAGUUUAUGGUAUAGAGCAGGCAGAGGAAUAUUUUAAUGCCAUCCCUAGUGAUUUGAAACACUAUAAGGUUUAUGGUUCUCUUUUAAACUGCUAUGCAAAGAAGAAGUCAUUGGAAAAAGCCGAAGCCAUCAUGCAAAAGAUGAGGGAGCUUGAUUUUACAAAGUCACCACUUCCUUAUAACGUAAUGCUAAACCUCUAUUCUCAGCUCGGGGAGCAGGAGAAAUUGCGUUUGUUAAUGCAAGAAAUGGAAGAAAAGGAUAUCUCUUGUGAUCGGUUUACACUCAAUAUCAUGUUGAAUGCACAUAUUGGUGCUUCUAAUGUAGAGGGGAUGGAGAAUCUUCUUACAAAGAUGGAAGCUGAUCCUAACGUGGUCGUUGGUUGGAACGCUUAUGGUACUGUGGCAAAUGGGUACAUGAAAGCUGGAUUAACUGAAAAGGCUUUGAUUAUGUUGAAGAGAUUAGAGCAAAUAAUCAGUGGCAAAAAAGGAAAACUUGCCUAUGAAAUUCUCCUCACUUCAUAUGCUGCUGCUGGGAAAAGAGAAGAAGUGUAUCGCAUCUGGAAUUUGUAUAAGAAUAUGAAGAAAACCUAUAAUUCUGGCUACUUGUGUAUGAUAAGUUCAUUGUUGAAGUUGGAUGACAUUCCUGGUGCUGAAAAGAUCUUGGAAGAGUGGGAAUCUAGGCACAAAUUCUCUGAUGCCCGUAUCCGAAACACAAUGAUCCGUGGUUAUUGUAAGAAGGGUUUGCUGGAAAAGGCGGAAGAAUAUGUAAACAAGCUUGCGGAGAAUGGAAAGGUGCUAAAUGCUGACACAUGGGAAUGUCUUGCAACUGGAUAUAAACUUGAGAAUAAGAUGGAUAAGGCAGUGGAGACAAUGAAGAAAGCACUACUAGCAAGUCAACCAGAACGAAGAUCAAGUCCUUUUACUCUGGCUGCCUGUCUAGACUAUCUAAAAAGUCGAGAAGAUUUAGAAGAAGCAACAGCUUUUCUGAGAUUGACUAGGGAACGAGGUAUUCUCUCGGUAGAUGUUUAUGAAAGACUAUUGAAUUAUAUCAAUGAUGGAAAUCUGAGCUCCAAAGCCGUUGACGUAAUAAUGGAAGGGAGUGAAUGGAGUUUUCAUGGAAAGACAGGUGCGUAAUAUCACAUAUAUGACCACAACAACUGACUGUAUGCACAAUUCAGUUGACAGAUAAUGAUAUGGCUUAUAUCCUUCUAUAGGAUUGAUUUUCUCCUCCUGAACAUUGAAUAACUUAAAUUUACCUUCUUGGUUGAGGCAUUUGGAUUUUAACAAGAAAGAGAAUUGGUGCUUGUCUGGAACCUAACCAUCUCCAUGUGGUGUAUAUAGGAGUUCAAUAUCUGUAUUCUUAUCUUCUUGUUUUCUCAUUUUGGUUAAAAUUGAGUCAUGUAGUUGAAGACAAAGGGAUGUAAGUGUUCUACUCUGAUUUUUCUACUGAAAAUAGUCUCCUUUAGCAGAAUAACCUCUGUUUGAUUCAA